GAAACAAAAUUAAGAAACACCUUUGUUUCUCAAUAUGGCCAAAAUGCUAAUAAAACACAAAAAAAAAAUUCCGUUGUUGUUAUUAUUAGUGCUCUUUGCAUUCCAAAUGUCAAGUGCAAUGCCAAUCACAGACGUACACAAUUUUUGCAAGGAAACGUUUGAAGUAGAUUUCUGCCUGAAAUACAUUGGGUCGGACCAACGUAUGGUAGCCGCACGCGACUUCAGUGACAUGUUUUUAAUUACGAUAUCUGAGACCCAAAUUCAAGUGACCAAUGCAAUUACACAUAUCAACAAUAUCCGCCAAAGUUUAAAUGAUCCGCUUGGGAAGAAUCGGAUCGGUUUAUGCGAGGAAAAAUACGAGGUCGCGGCCACUAGUUUUCACAAGGCUUGGGAAAUUGGACAGAAAAAGUCAAAUUCAUCAACGGACCGUAUGGAGAUAACCCGAAGCACGCAAGCUGGCUUUGAUGCUGUGUGUGAGUGCGAAGACGAAUGGUCAAAGCAUGGUCCGAGACAGGAGUCUCCUCUCACUUUCUAUUACCAUAAUGUUCUAAAACUAUGUCAAAUUACUCGUCUUAUUAUCAGCAAGCUUGAGGCUUAAGUUGUAUUGGAAUUUGAUUUACGUACUUAGGAUAUUAAUUGGUUUUAGCUUAUUCACUCACACUUUAAACAAACUCGAUUUUUCUCUGUUUCUAGUUUAUAAACCCGGUUUUUGUAACUAUCUGUAAUAUUUAUUGGUUAAAUGAAUAAAACCUAUUUGAUGUU
Messenger RNA from Arabidopsis arenosa, 762 nucleotides. The record is from the annotation of a GenBank genome assembly. Lineage: Eukaryota; Viridiplantae; Streptophyta; Magnoliopsida; Brassicales; Brassicaceae.